This is a messenger RNA of Xenia sp. Carnegie-2017, 1617 nucleotides long. RefSeq names its product heat shock 70 kDa protein 13-like. NCBI's taxonomy places the organism in Eukaryota, Metazoa, Cnidaria, Anthozoa, Malacalcyonacea, Xeniidae. Gene Ontology annotation, molecular function: ATP hydrolysis activity; misfolded protein binding; heat shock protein binding. The transcript has a single exon. Bases 112 to 1422 code for a protein of 436 amino acids. The record is from RefSeq and is a predicted model, not a curated record. Gene Ontology annotation, biological process: cellular response to unfolded protein; protein refolding; vesicle-mediated transport. Gene Ontology annotation, cellular component: cytoplasm; nucleus; cytosol.
CCGGUUUGAGUAAAAACACAACACAAGACAACGUGAGGAGUCGCAAAAAAUAGUUAUCAACUUAAAAUAUACCGAAUUAUAAUGGACAGAAAAUUCCUAUGAGGAAGAAAUAUGAGUUCUGGUUUCGGUCUUCUGGCCGUGGGACUUUUGGGUCUUAUUGUGGCGGGUUAUAUUGCUCAAAGUCGGCUACCGCCACCAAAACCAAAAAUUGUAGGAAUUGAUUUGGGAACAACAUAUUCCUGUAUCGGGGCUUACGAGGCCAUUACAAGCAAGGUUUUCAUAUUCCCAAACAAACAUGGUAAAAAUACAAUGCCAAGUAUCGUCAGCUUCACUAAUGAAGGAGUAAAAGUAGGGCAAAAUGCGUUGGCAAUGGCAGAAAUUAUUCCGCGAUCUACAGUCUAUGACGCUAAGCGAUUUAUUGGUAAAAACUUCACUCAGCCAGAAAUUGACGAAAUUUCAAAAUUGUAUCAGUUCAAAAUAGCUAUGUAUGACAAUGGUCUAGCUUAUUUUAAAGUAGACAAUAAAGGAUUGGAACGAGAAGUUACUCCUGAGGAAAUUGGAUCAUAUAUUAUUAAAGAAUUAGUGCAUGAUGCCCAGAUGAAUUUAUCAAGGAUCAUCACGAAGGCAGUUAUGUCUGUUCCAGCUGAAUUUGACAAGAGUCAAAGAGAGGCUACAAAGCAAGCUGCAAAGCUGGCAGGGAUUGAAGUUCUAAGAAUCAUUAAUGAGCCCACUGCUGCAGCCUUGGCCUAUGGCUUACAUGAACAUAGCCACAUAAACUAUGUCAUUGUUGUUGAUUUAGGGGGUGGAACCCUUGAUGUAUCAUUGCUAAACAUCCAGGGUGGUAUGUUUGUUACCAUGGCAAUGGCUGGUAACAAUCGCCUAGGUGGACAAGAUUUUAAUAAUCGCUUGUUUCAUUAUAUUUUGAAGACCAUGAAGGAAAAACAUGGUGAACUGGAUUUGAGUUCAGAAGAUCUUCAGAGAUUGCAGCACAUAGUGGAAUCUGUGAAAAUAAACUUGACCACAAACUAUGUUGUACCAAUUCAAAUGCCUCUUGCAUUGCUCUCUAAUGGAGGAUCAAUUGGUGCUUUUGAAAUGAAUAUAACUCGUUCAACUUUUGAAAAACUUAAUCAUGACUUGUUUGAGAAAUCUUUGGAUCCAUUGAAAAAGGUUCUUGAGGUAACAGAGUUGAAUAAAAAUGAAAUUGACGAAAUUGUUCUGGUUGGUGGUUCUACAAGGAUCCCUAAAAUAAGAGAGAUUAUAAAGAAUUUUUUUGAUGGGAAGGAACCCAAUGUUGCCAUAGACCCUGAACUUGCUGUUGCCACUGGAGUGAGCAUACAAGCUGGGAUUUUAGGAGGAGCAUGGCCUUUACAUGUGUCUGCUAUUGAAAUUCAAAAUGAGCAGCUAAAAAAGAUAAAUGUUUAACAGUUUAAAGCAACAUUUCAAAAAGUAUUUAAUUAAAUUAUGAUAUUUUAAAAGGACCUUUUAGUUACAUCAUCAUCUAUGAAAGUUGUAAACUAUGAUUCUGACAUUUGUUGUGAUAUUUUCUACAAUUGCCAGCUGGAAAAAGUUAUUAAUAACGUUUAUAUUAUCAACAAUAAAUACUCAUGAUACUAGUAA